CAGACUUUGAUGGUGAGCCGUCUGGCUCCCUCUCGCUGACCAGACAGGUCUGAAACAUCCUGUUCCAGAUCUCUCCUGAACAUUUCAAGGGUUUCAAAGUGGUGGAGACGGCCCUAGCUGACUUGGCCCUAGCUGACUUGGCCCUAGCUGACUUGGCCCUAGACAUCAUGUGUCUGCUGAUGAAGGACCAGUGGAGCUGGCUGUGCACCGACAACAUCCCGGAAGACUAUCCGGCUGCUGUUUGGAACCCUCAUGGAACCCUUAUUGACAGUUGGCUUAACGUGAGCGUGGCCAACCUGACCUGUACCCUGCGGGUCCUGCAGCAGGUGUGGCAUGGGGGCAGCCUACCAGCCCAGCACCCCCCGGCGCACAGCCACCAACAGAAGGAGGACACCAAGCAGCAAUCCAUGCACUGCCUCAUGAAACUACUACCAGGCAAGUGA
Messenger RNA from Oncorhynchus keta (chum salmon), 443 nucleotides. RefSeq names its product sorting nexin-19-like. The transcript has 3 exons. NCBI's taxonomy places the organism in Eukaryota, Metazoa, Chordata, Actinopteri, Salmoniformes, Salmonidae. The record is from RefSeq and is a predicted model, not a curated record. Bases 168 to 443 code for a protein of 91 amino acids.